CUGCAAACCGCAUGUAUUCUGUUCUCACCAAUUACCACUACUAUGUCUUUAUUUCUAAGAGUUCACACAACGAUUACUUUCCGUAUAUAUUUUAUAUUAUCCACUGUUAUUGAAUAUUCAAUUCUCUACACCCCUGAGAUAUUGUAAAUGAAAGAAACAACCCUACAAUGAUGAGUAUUUUAAGCCACUUAAAUCUAUCCCACCAAUCAUAAGAGAGUAAUUUUUACUUUUAUAUUGUUUUUUGUUUAUCGAAUAGUUGUUUGUAACCUGUAUUAAAACAACCAGUUUUAACUCUUCUCUAUUUUGUUACUGUGGUCAUAUAUAUAUAAACCUGUUAAAUGAUGCAAUAAACACAUUUUCACUUUCUAACAGCUAUUUUGUUUAAAGUAAAUAUUUCAGUUAUUGACCUUGACUAAUUAUAACGUAUUUGAAUUUGAUUAUUAUUGUAAUAAUUAAUACCUAUUCAUCAAUUCUAUCUGAUGUACAACAGUAAAAUAUACAUGAUUAUCGACAUUUCGUGAUAACAUAAGAUAAAACGAAACGAUCAGUUAAUCUUAACUUGGGAGAGAAUUCAAUAAAGAUAAAAUGAAGUCGAUCGAAGUUAUUCUAAUACAUACAAUCAUCACCUUUCAAUUGCUUAUCAUCAAUGUGAAAACUGAUUCUACAUUGAGUUCAGGCACAACAAAAGGAGUUACUCAGGGUAAUACAGACAUUACUCAUAAGAGUUCAAUAACCUCAUCAACUGGACGAAUCGAAACAUCAGUAACAACAACAAUGACGUCAUACAAGCAGGUGUCUACUGAUAGUAAGACUGGUUCACAACCGGUUUCAACACAAGCAUUACUAACGUCUAUGAAGAUAAAUACAGUAUCAGAUGUUGCUUCGUCCACCCUGUCAAUCACGAUAACGUCAACAGAAGCGACUGAAGCAACUACUGUCACACCAAAACUAAAUACUUCCGCAGUCUUUGUUGGCAGAGUUUCAACAGUUUUUGAAGUUAAAGCAAUCAUGUAUAGUUUCGUAACGCAGAGCUAUCUUUCAUGGUCUGACAACUACAUUGAUACAAAGUCAAGUGCUUAUAGUGAAUUAUCUAGAAGCUACUGUGGUCUGAUUUUAGAUAGCCUUAUUGCUGGAAAUUCACGAAUUUUCCAAGGCUCAACAUGCACCUCAGUUAUAUUCAAACGUUUCUCUGUAAAUCUCCGGUCAAAGAGACAAGUUGACAGUGUAGUAUCAGAUGGAGUACAAGCGAGUGGAUCCAUUGAAUCAAAAACUUUGUCUGCUUCACAGCUGGACCAAUCACAAUUUUCAGAAGUACUAAUCACUGGUUACAAACAACUUAAUUUAUCAAGUGGUUAUAUUCUGAAUGGUAUUGAAUCAACACGUAUUUCACCAACUAUUACUUGUGAACAAACACAGUCAUUAUGUGGUCAGCAUGCAUCUUGUCGAAAUACUAAUAUAGGUGUCACUUGCAGCUGUGAUCCCAUGUGGAAAGAUUCAAAUCCAAAUGAUCCUGGAAAAGAGUGUACAAUGCACCCAGGUACCAUCGCUUUAAUAGUAUUCGCUGCAAUCUUAUUACUUCUAGCUGUCGCCACAAUAAUCUACUUUGUACUGCGUACAGAAUCAGUUAAAAAGUUGAGAGUGAAACGGACCAUGUGAAUGUUCGAAGGGAUAUUUUUGUGAUUUCUAUGGUUUGUUUGUGAACAAAAAUCAUCUUAAAUGUAUCAGUAAGAGAGAUGAGUAAUUCAAUGAAAAUACUAAUUAUAAAUUGGGAAACUUGUAAUAGAUUUUGAUGCGAAGAAAUAUUUUUAUGUCCUUAUCUUGUCUUUGAUACUAACCUGUUUCUCAAACAUUGACAUUUUUUCAUUCAAUAAUAAAACGUUAUUUAUAUCUCCAUUAAAGUUUAUUAAAAC
Messenger RNA from Trichobilharzia regenti, 1910 nucleotides. Lineage: Eukaryota; Metazoa; Platyhelminthes; Trematoda; Strigeidida; Schistosomatidae. The record is from the annotation of a GenBank genome assembly.